This is a messenger RNA of Penicillium psychrosexuale, 282 nucleotides long. RefSeq lists its product as uncharacterized. Bases 1 to 282 code for a protein of 93 amino acids. The record is from RefSeq and is a predicted model, not a curated record. The transcript has a single exon. Lineage: Eukaryota; Fungi; Ascomycota; Eurotiomycetes; Eurotiales; Aspergillaceae.
AUGGUUGCAGACCUCACACUGCAAACUUCCAGUCUUACGAAAAACCCAUUGCGAGUUCCUGUGGUGCUCGCAGCCGUUGUCCUCGUGCUGCUGCAGGCCAUCGACUAUCCGGUUAAAUGCGAUCUGGCGGACUUGGUUAUUGGCGUUGGCCGGGACCUCCUCAUGUACCGCUCGAUUUGCCACUUCUUCAAGCCUGUCCUCGUGCCAAAGUGGGCACUCGCAUGUUUUCCAAACCAAGCCGCACACAUAGCAAAACUCGCGGCCGCAGCUACAAAUCAUUAG